Messenger RNA from Drosophila bipectinata, 540 nucleotides. It is a transcript of the gene mRpS16, whose product is annotated as mitochondrial ribosomal protein S16. The record is from RefSeq and is a predicted model, not a curated record. Gene Ontology annotation, molecular function: structural constituent of ribosome. NCBI's taxonomy places the organism in Eukaryota, Metazoa, Arthropoda, Insecta, Diptera, Drosophilidae. Gene Ontology annotation, biological process: mitochondrial translation. Gene Ontology annotation, cellular component: mitochondrial small ribosomal subunit; ribosome.
AACAGGGCUGCAAAACGCGGAAACUAUACAUAACAAAAUAUUCACAUUUUCGGCUUUAAUUUUUUGUCGGAAAGGUUUUAUUUAUUAAAAGCUUGUUAGAUAAACAUGUCUCUGUCACCAGCCAGUGGCAUUGGCCGUUUCUACGCUAAGUCGGCCAAGAUCAUCCGCUUUGUGCGGCUGGGAUGCACUAACCGCCCCUUUUAUCACAUUGUCGUCAUGGAGAGGCGCAAAAACCAACACCAGCCUGUGAUUGAGCAGGUUGGCUCCUACGAUCCCCUGCCAAAUGAUCACAAUGAGCGCCUGGUGGCCCUAAAUACCGAGAGGAUUCGUUUUUGGCUAGGAAAAGGUGCCCAUCUGUCCACACCGGCUGCAGAGCUGCUGGGUAUCGCCGGUCUGCUACCAAUUCACCCGCGCACCUACAUGACCGCCUGGCGGAACCGAAGAACAGCCGCCGAGUCGGAGGCUAAUGAAGAAAAGGCGGAAACAACCGCCUGAUUAUAGAUUUUGUUAAUAAAAGGUUCGUUUCUGUUUUACUUUCAA